Messenger RNA from Bacidia gigantensis, 1464 nucleotides. RefSeq lists its product as uncharacterized. The record is from RefSeq and is a predicted model, not a curated record. The transcript has a single exon. NCBI's taxonomy places the organism in Eukaryota, Fungi, Ascomycota, Lecanoromycetes, Lecanorales, Ramalinaceae. The coding region runs from base 1 to 1464 and encodes 487 amino acids. Gene Ontology annotation, biological process: tRNA processing. Gene Ontology annotation, molecular function: tRNA dihydrouridine synthase activity; flavin adenine dinucleotide binding.
AUGAGUGUUCACGACUCAAAACAGCUCCUGGCAUACACACCUAUGUUUCAUUCUCGCAUAUUCAAUGAGACGCAAAAUUUUCGAGAUCGACAUUUUCAGCCCUUGCGGGAUGAUUCGACGGCAGCAGAGCUUGGAAAAGAUCCCUACUUAGAUGGAAAUCCUCAGACUGAUCGCCCUCUCUUCGUUCAGUUUUGUGCAAACGAUCCGGAUGCACUUCUAGAAGCUGCUCAAUACGUCCAACCCUAUUGCGAUGCAGUUGAUCUGAAUCUUGGCUGCCCCCAAGGAAUAGCAAGGAGGGGAAGUUACGGUGCCUUCUUACAAGAAGACUGGGGUCUCAUACAUACGCUCAUACACAAGCUUCACAUCGAAUUAGACGUGCCUGUUACAGCCAAAAUAAGGUUAUUGGAAUCAAAGGAGAAGACACUUGACUAUGCAAAGAUGAUUUUGUCUGCGGGAGCAAGUAUCAUAACGGUACAUGGAAGACAGCGGGAUCAAAAAGGACACAAGACGGGCCUUGCAGAUUGGUCUGUGCUUCGCUUCUUGCGAGACCACCUUCCUUCAGAGACAGUACUCUUCGCCAAUGGCAACAUCUUGCAGCGUGAUGAUAUUCAGACUUGUCUUGAUGCCACUGGCUUUGAUGCUGUUAUGAGUGCAGAAGGUAACUUGUAUGACCCCACCAUAUUUGCUUCUCCACCUGUAUCAAGCAAAGAGGACCGGGAGUAUUGGUAUGGGCGCAACGGAAAGGGUGGCUACAGAAUGGACGCUGUCUUCAGACGCUACAUGGACAUCAUAUACAAAUACGUUUUGGAAAAGCCACCACCUGCAAGAGAACCCCUUGCUCUGCCGGCUGACCCUCAAGACCUGGCUGUGAGAUCUCUAGAUGCCUUUUUGGAGCCCGACGAUGAUGGUCAGCCGCCGGAAAAGAAGCGAAAAAAGGAUCGUGAGGCGGGGAAACCCAAUUCACCCAACCUGCUAGCCAUGCAACCUCAUUUAUUUCAUCUCCUACGACCGCUAGUCACCAAGCAUACCAAAGUCCGAGACGCGCUUGCAAAGUGUCGCGCAGGUGACAUACAGGCUUUUGAAAACGUUCUCAAAAUGGUUACAGUCGUAGUCCGAGAAGGUCUCCUGGACUACGAAGCUGACCCAGCAAAGUAUGAUGAAACCCUCCCAUUGGAUGAGAAAGCGCUCAAAGAAGCCGAAAUAUGCGAUGAGAGCUCUCUAGCGACUGUUGGGAGAUGCAGGAGACCAUGGUGGAUUUGCCAGCCCUACGUGAGACCUUUACCGAAGGAAGCACUGGCCAAGGGCAGCUUGACGAUGAGUAAGCAGGAAAAACGGAAACUAGAGCAGGAGGCUUCUUUGCCAAAGUCUGAGAAGGCUGUCAGCAAGUCUGAACGCGAGAAGAUGGAUGAAAAUGAUGGCUUGGCGGAGAGAGAGAUGCCUAAGCAAGCUAUGGUCGCUGGAUAA